UAGUUUGGUUUGAAAUUUGAGAGAUAUAAAACAUUAGAGAAUAACACAGGGCAGCAGACUUGUUUCACUCGAAGCUUCAAAAAUAAACCGACAUUGAGCGGCGAUGUCACCAAAGCUGCGACAGAUCGCUGACGACAUUGUCUAUUCUCUCUCUGCGCAUCUAAAAACGGCUAUAAAAGCAGUGUAUUCAUGCUUCCGAUAUCAGUGGGCGCAAUGAACCUGGCCUCGCUCUACCAACGCGCCAACAAGGUGCAGCGUCACGAUGCGAAGCUCAUAUUGGAUGAGUACGCCACCAUUCUUCAGUGGCGCUCCGAUGGGCAGGACAGUUUGUUGGAUGUUGGGUCCGGACCAGGAAAUGUGCUAAUGGACUUUGUGCAUCCACUUCUACCAAAGAACUAUGAGAUGCUAGUUGGCACUGAUGUCUCAAAAAAGAUGGUGGGUUAUGCAAACAAAUUAUACGAGCGUUACGCACGAACGCAGUUUCAAGUCCUGGACAUUGGCUGUGAACAAUUGCCUGAUCAGCUCAAGGGCCGGUUUGAUCACGUCACAUCUUUUUACUGCCUGCAUUGGGUACAGAAUCUGCAGACCGCUUUGCAUAACAUUUACAAUUUGCUGCGAAAUGAAGGUGGCGAUUGCUUACUUGUCUUUCUGGCCACCAAUCCAGUUUAUGAAGUAUACAAGGUGCUGCAAACUGAUAGAAAAUGGGCUAGUUUUAUGCAGGAUGUGGAACAGUUCAUUUCCCCCUUGCAUUAUAGCGACGAUCCUGUCAAUCAGUUCGAUAAACUUUUAAACGAAGCCGGCUUCGUUUAUCGCAGUGUCGAGCUACGCAGCGAGGUUUUUGUCUACGAGGGUGUGCGCACAUUAAAAGACAAUGUUAAGGCCGUUUGCCCUUUCCUGGAGCGUAUUCCAAAGUCCUUGCACGAGGAGUUCCUGGAUGAUUUUGUUGACGUUGUUAUCUCUAUGAACCUCAAAGAAGAUCAGAAAAUCGAUUGCGAAAAAGAUCGGUUAGAAGAUCGAUUUAUAUCGCCUUAUAAACUAGUCGUUGCCUAUGCCCGCAAGUCGCCAGAGUUUAUACGCAAUGUGUUUAGCGAGACUUCUAAUACAAAAGGCGUUAAAUAAAAAGACAUUAGAUGGCAGGGCAGAAUAGAAUAGGAUAGAUAGCUUGAUCAAUGUA
Drosophila novamexicana is the source of this 1174-nucleotide messenger RNA. It is a transcript of the gene jhamt, whose product is annotated as juvenile hormone acid O-methyltransferase. The coding region runs from base 190 to 1119 and encodes 309 amino acids. The transcript is spliced from 2 exons. NCBI's taxonomy places the organism in Eukaryota, Metazoa, Arthropoda, Insecta, Diptera, Drosophilidae. The record is from RefSeq and is a predicted model, not a curated record.